AUGGCCUUGCUGAACGAAGAUCAACGAAGAUGUGUACAAUCUAUCGGAUUUGGAUCAACUCUAAAUAUGCAGUUAGAAAAGCUACCUCGUAGGAUAUGUUACUGGGUCGUUGACAACUACAACCCUACUAGCAAUUCCAUUCAUGUACAGGACCAAAGACUUUUAGUGACAAGGGAAAUAGUGCACGAGAUAUAUGGGAUUCCAAUGGGUGACAUACCAAUGGGUGACCCUUCCAAAGCAAAUCCUGAAAAUAAGCUUGUCAAACUUUGGAAAUCCCAAUUUCCAAAAACAAUAAAAAGAAUACAGCUAACACAUGUUAUUGACAUGAUAGUAAAGGAUACAAAUGCUGGUCGAUUUUUUAUCAUGAAUUUUCUUGUGUUGUUUGUAUCGGUGAUGAUUGAGUAUUCAACGAUGGGGACUGUCAAUCAAGCGUUCUUGGAAAAUAUUUCGGGUGAUAUGGAUAUCAAACAACUUGAUUGGUGCAGAUUUGUUGUAUCAUGCUUGAAAUCAAGCCGAAUGAUGUGGAAACCCUUGGACGAUAAGUGCGUUUACACCGGUCCCAUUGUAUUUCUUCUGUUGUUUUACCUUAAUUUUACAAAAGUUGAGGAUGGCACAAUUCAAAGUCCAACUGCUGGACUGAUUCACUGGACAACAGACAUGUUGAAAAGGAGGGAAGUAGAAGAGCUAUCUAAAGGAGACGAUAAUUACAAAACAAAAGAUGGCGAGGAUGAUGAUGUUGUUGGACCUGAAAGAGAUUGCAUAUCUCCUGCUGGGUUUAUUGGAAAUGUAGUUGAAGAAACUUCAGAAAAUGAUGCAGACAACAACUUCAAGGUAAAAAGCAAUCUUUUGCCAUAA
Lactuca virosa is the source of this 855-nucleotide messenger RNA. Lineage: Eukaryota; Viridiplantae; Streptophyta; Magnoliopsida; Asterales; Asteraceae. The record is from the annotation of a GenBank genome assembly.